AGUUUUUGUUAGGGAUUUGUCGUGGCGUCACAUCCGGAGGAGAGCUACUUUUUUUGUUGGGACCUGGGAGAGAAAAUUAUCCCGCAGAGGUAGCGAGCAGGAACGCAAGGAGAAAAAAAAAACCUAGAAAAGAAGCCAGUUACAAACCAUGGAGAUGUGCGAGCUCUCUGUUUAGACGUCUACGAUGCAAGCGGGCGUGCUUUCACCGUGAAAAUCCUCCCUGGAGCUUUCUGUGUGGUACUGUUCCCCUCCCUCUCUCCCAUCAUGCUGAGUUUCCUGCGCAGGACGCUGGGGCGACGCUCCAUCCGGAAACACGCGGAGAAAGCCCGGUUACGAGAGGCCCAGAGGGCCACGACGCACAUCCCUGCUGCAGGGGACGCACAGUCCAUCAUCACCUGCCGGGUCUCCUUGCUGGACGGGACGGAUGUCAGUGUUGACCUGCCGAAAAAAGCCAAAGGUGAGGAACUGUUUGAGCAGAUCAUGUACCAUCUGGACAUCGUCGAGAAAGACUACUUCGGACUGCGAUUCAUGGACUCGGCACAAGUGCCACAUUGGCUUGAUGUCACAAAAAGUAUCAAAAAGCAAGUGAAAAUUGGUCCACCAUACUGCCUUCACAUGAGAGUCAAGUUCUAUUCGUCAGAACCAAACAACCUGCACGAGGAACUCACCAGAUACCUAUUUGUAUUACAGUUAAAACAAGACAUCCUCAGCGGCAAGCUAGAAUGUCCGUUUGACACAGCGGUGGAGUUGGCUGCUUUCUCACUACAGGCUGAGCUAGGGGAUUGUGACCCAUUAGAGCAUCAUCUGGACAUGGUGUCAGAAUUUCGCUUCAUCCCUGAUCAGACGGAGGAUGUGGAGCUGGCUAUAUAUAACACAUGGAAGGAGUGCAGAGGUCAGACACCAGCUCAAGCUGAGAUAAACUACCUGAAUAAAGCCAAGUGGCUAGAGAUGUAUGGCGUGGACAUGCAUAUGGUCAAGGCAAGAGAUGGUAAUGAGUACAGUCUGGGUUUAACUCCAACUGGAGUUUUGGUAUUUGAAGGAGAAACCAAGAUCGGGCUGUUCUUCUGGCCUAAGAUCACUCGGUUGGAUUUCAAGAAGAGCAAACUGACGCUUGUGGUAGUGGAGGAUGAUGAACAGGGCAAAGAGCAGGAGCACACCUUUGUCUUCAGGAUGGACCACCCCAAGGCCUGCAAGCAUCUCUGGAAGUGUGCUGUGGAACACCAUGCUUUCUUUAGACUGAGGGGUCCGGUACAGAAGAACUCUGCACGCUCUGGAUUCAUACGCAUGGGAUCACGCUUCAGAUAUAGUGGAAAGACCGAGUAUCAGACAACCAAGGCUAAUAAAGCGAGACGGUCGGCCUCCUUUGAGAGAAGACCCAGUCGACGUUACUCCAGGAGAACCAUGCAGAACAGAGGACACUUCAACGCCCAGGGGAUUCUUUCCUCCGGCAAUGGAGUCAGCUCCAACAAAGACAGCAAGGUUUCUCCCGGUAGAGGUGCCUGGUCAGGCAUGCCUGUGGUCAGUGUGCCUACUUCCUCUGUUUGUGGACCAAUGGAAAUCGAGGCUUUGCCUAGGAGUCCAGGAGGUGAAAAAAGGAGCUUGCCCCUGGUUGCUGACCUGAUGGAGACGUGCAUCGAUGAUGUCCUCAGGGCUCCUGUAGCUCCUGCGGCGGCGGCGGCUACAGAAGAGGCCGGACCGAGCAGUGCCUACGCCCCCGCCGCCGCAGACGAUCAGCUCGGCCUCAGUGAAGCUGCAGCUCGUCUGAAGCAGCUGGAGUUAGAGAGUAGUCCACUCCUCACUACUCCAAAAAAUGUCAAUGUGAAUAUGGUCAUGAACAAUCAGGAUGAUGUGGUGAAGAUAACAGAGAAGUGUGGCCUGAACAGUACAGGCAGCAGUCCCAUCGUCACACCGCUGCGUACGCCAGAGGAUCUGAAGAGUAACAUCCUGAAAGCUCAAGUUGAAGCAGCUGCCCUGAAGGGUUCUAUGGAGGAACACGUCGUAAUGACUGGAGAUAAAAACUGUAACUUGCAAGAAGCCUCUGCCAGAUUGAAGGUGCGUACUGGGCGACUGGGCAGCAACUCGUCUCUCUCUGUAAGCAACCGUCCUGACGUCCAAGACUCCUGGGACCUGCUCAAACCGGCCUCACUGGUCUCACCUGCAGGCGCCAGUGCUGAGAAGUUAACUGAAGAUUUAAACCCCUCUGUUCCCAAGAUGUCCACUGACCCUGGCAGCGAAGGCUUGGCACCAAAGGUUAAAGCUGAGGAGGUUGACCUGCAAGCCACUGCCCCGCUGUCUGACAACCUUAUUGACUUUACUGAUCCGACUCCUGUGCUGCCACCAGUGCAGCAGCCCAAGCCUCUCAUCACGCCUCGCUGGAUCAUCCCCACAGCUGCUCCUUCUGGCGCCUUUACUAACGGCCUGCUCGACCUCGAGCCCCCCACUAAGGCAGCCCCUCUCCUCCCUGCAGACGGGGGAGCAGCUCUCACCCCAGCCCUCCCCCACCUUGCUUCUACACGCAUCACCACAAGCUCUGUGGGUCAGCCGCCAGCCUCGGAAGAUGGAGCCAAACCCAGAGGUCUGUUGACCACAGAGCUCUGAUGAAGAAAUGAGUUGCCGCCGUCGCAACGCUCAUUCUCCCGAACGCUUUCCCACUCGACCCCUCGACCCGCGCUCUCGCGAGCUAGCUGCGCCAGGUGAGCUGAACUUUGGGAGAGCAAAGAGGAAGGCGGAAAAGGAAGAGCAGCUGGGCAGCUCCACCGCAACCACCGGUCUCACUGCACCCACGGCGAUAAACAGACCGAACUGAAUCCAGCACACAGGUCAACAUUAGGAAGCACGUGUACACAUUUAGCAAAAUGCUUUUUACAACUUUUAGCUCCAGUUUUAACGUGUUACGAGCUCCUAACUUGUGAAUUCCCUGCUAGAGUUCCACUUGGUGAGCCGAUUUAUCCAUCCAGUCACUGUCUCCCAGUAGAUGAACGGAAGUCGUGUUUAGUACAGAGAUGAAGUCGGGGGCUCACACCCACAUAUCAUGGAACUCACGGCACUAACUCCAACACUGACUUAAGACUUGAAUGGUUGGUUGUCUUGUUUUAGUGGCCAGUCAUUCUGUUUUAGCAUUGGUGUUUCAUACCGCUGGACCUCUGCUACUCUGAGCUUUUUUUUUUAUUCUCUCACACAAAGCUGCUGAAGUACACUGGAUGAAGGACUGAAAAGACGGUAGAAAAGCUAGGAGGAGAAUGAUGACAAACAGCUGGACUCUUAACACGAUGAAACACAUUGCUAUGAUGUCCUAGUAGCACAAUACACUGUUUUUUUUUUCUUUUUUAAAGCUAGUCCAUACUACGUGUGAAAUUAGUCUACAGCAGCCACUGGAUAUGAAACCUUCACUGGAUUAUCUUUGUAACACUGGACAUGGAGAGACUUUUAUUUUUGUCUCAAUGGACGACCACAGAGCUGACCAUUUUAUUUUUUUUCAACUGAUGUUUUUAUUAUCCUCUUCUUAACGUUUGAUAUUUUUAAAUUUCCCAUCGUAGGGCUUUCUUGGAAUUCCCACACUAUUAUGGUAGCAGCAUCAUGAAGGACAUCACUAUUGAAAAUGAACUCCAGUCACUUUUUGGACCCGUCUUGUUCCCACUUUGGUUAAACCGUGUCACGACCUCUGAUUUAAAGUUUGUCACAAUUUGAUUCUAUACUUUUUUUUUUUCUCACACCUUCUUUUCACCUGUGGCCAUUUUCGUACACGUUAAUUUUAGCUUGUAAAUUGGAUAUGUAAAUGAAAGCCGGUCAGACUGCUCUCGACCAAACUGUGAUUUGACGUUUCUCUUAACAUGUUGUAGCUACUACCCUGCCUUAUGUAAAUGAAUGUAUUCUAAAUGUCUAAUCUGAGAAUGCUGGAGAUGCCACGGGACAAACACGUUAAACCCACCAUUGCUGAUAUAAUUUAGGACCGGAAGAAAACCUGUUUAAUAUCUUGAAAGCAGAUAUUGUACAUGGGGAAAGUGAGACCUACUUCUACACUUUCUGAGUUAUUCAGUGUUUGACUUUGACUCUUAAAUGGUAGAGUUGUAGUUCUCGUGAUUAAAAAAACAAAACAAAACAAAAAAAAAAUCUGUUGUUAUCGUAAUCACCAAGUCAGGACCCUCACUGGGAUUCUGUCUGUAGUUCUCAGUAUCUGUCUGAACAAGGGAAGCUGACUGUUGUACCAAGUCUUAUUAGCAGUGACAGUAUUUAUGCUACUACUCGGUGUAACUGUUGAAGUACUACAUGAUGUCCAAAAGUGUCGUAGCAUACAGUUAAUGUGUUGUCAGUACUAUGGCACCAGCUGGCUGUAGAUAUGAAGUAGAAUUAUAUACAUAUAUAUAUAUUUUUUGAAAAUGACAUUGUCAGUGUAGUUACUACAUUCUGAUGAAAUCAGCCUUCAGGUGUUUUACAAACGAAGUAGGAGACGUGUUACUGAUCAGACUGACUGGAAAUACGCUGAGAUUGUUACGUCUCAAAUGCAGUUUUAUAUAAACUUUUUUUUUUUUCUUUUCUGGAAUACCUGAUCAUGAUUCAGUAAAGCUUUGCUACAGUAGGA
Molecule: messenger RNA, 4579 nt
Organism: Mugil cephalus (flathead mullet)
Lineage: Eukaryota; Metazoa; Chordata; Actinopteri; Mugiliformes; Mugilidae
Gene: epb41l5
Product: erythrocyte membrane protein band 4.1 like 5
Exons: 26
Coding region: 265-2598 (777 amino acids)
Cellular component (GO): cytoskeleton
Molecular function (GO): cytoskeletal protein binding
Source: RefSeq, a predicted model, not a curated record